Messenger RNA from Trichomonas vaginalis G3, 945 nucleotides. Its product is annotated as phosphoprotein phosphatase protein. The coding region runs from base 1 to 945 and encodes 314 amino acids. Gene Ontology annotation, cellular component: cytoplasm; nucleus. The record is from RefSeq and is a predicted model, not a curated record. The transcript has a single exon. NCBI's taxonomy places the organism in Eukaryota, Parabasalia, Trichomonadida, Trichomonadidae. Gene Ontology annotation, molecular function: protein serine/threonine phosphatase activity.
AUGAGUGAAGGGGGAGAUUUUGAUCCUGUUAAAAUGUUGAAUACAUUUUUUGGUUCACAUGACAGGAUCAAGUAUUUUCCGUUUGUGUACAUACCAGAAUCUUAUAUAAUCGAGUUAUGCAAUAGAAUUCAGCCGAUUUUACUGGAAGAACCAUCAAUUAUAAAUUUAGAACUUCCAAUUAACGUAUGCGGUGAUACUCACGGUCAAUUUACCGAUGUUUUAAGAAUAUUUGAUAAUCUUGGAAUGCCAGGAGAGAAGCAAUAUCUAUUUCUAGGCGAUUACGUUGAUCGAGGAUCUCAAUCAGUUGAAAAUAUUAUCUUUUUGCUUACUCUUAAGUAUGUUUAUCCUAAAAAAUUCUGGUUAAUCCGAGGAAAUCACGAAACAGAAGAAAUUUCAACAGUUUACGGAUUCAGAGAUGAAGUAGUUAGAAGAUACAACUUUGCCUUAUACGCAAAAUUACUCAGAGUGUUUGAUGCGUUACCAUUUUGUGCCAUCAUCGCAAACCAGAUCUUUUGUGUCCAUGGUGGUAUACCAGAUGCCAACACUUCUCUCGAUGAUAUUAAGAAUGUUAAGCGUCCAACUGAAGUCACAGACACAUCUCCUGUUAUUGAUAUAUUAUGGUCAGAUCCAGGACCAGAGACAGAUGGAUUCAGACCUUCUCCACGUGGUGUUUCAUUUAUAUUCGGCGGAGAAGAAGCAAAGAAGUUUAUGAAGAAAAAUAACUUUUCAAUCAUCUUGAGAAGUCAUGAAUUCUGUCCAGAAGGAACUGCUUUCCCAUUUGGCCAAAAAGGUGGCUUUAUUACAGUGUUUUCUGCUUCAAAUUAUUGUAGAACAAUGAACUCAAGCGCUGCCCUUUCUAUCAAUGAAAAAAUGUGUCUUAGAUUCUGCGUUUUCACACCCGAAUCAAACGAAAAACAAGGAGUUCUUCAACAAUGUAGAUGUUAA